This is a messenger RNA of Colletotrichum phormii, 925 nucleotides long. RefSeq lists its product as uncharacterized. The coding region runs from base 128 to 382 and encodes 84 amino acids. The record is from RefSeq and is a predicted model, not a curated record. The transcript has a single exon. NCBI's taxonomy places the organism in Eukaryota, Fungi, Ascomycota, Sordariomycetes, Glomerellales, Glomerellaceae.
UCCAAGUCUACGGGCUUUGAAUGCCACCCACCUUCCCUCCAAGCUUCUGAACUUCUUUCUUGUAUUUUUGACGACACCCACAUUGCAUCUCCCCCUCUCGUAACCUUGCAAAUGGCCUGCAUUGUUAAUGCCGUUCCUGGCCGAGACAGGCGAAUCACACGCCGCAACGGCCAUGUGUCCAGCAAACGGCUUACCCCUGUCUAUGGCGGGGGGGAACCUGACGAAGAGAAGAAGGCGUCUCGGCAUGCUUCUUCUCUGCUGUUGGUUCUUUGAACGUAUUGGAUCAACAACAUUGAACACUGCUUUGAGAGGAGAUAUGUGUGUUUAUUUGCCGUCGAGUAUAGGGGUGUUCAUGGGUUGUUUGGCUCUUUUGCUCCUUUGACUUCUACUGUUAGGACGAUGGCGACGGGAUACGACGCUGUUAUGAGGAGGGCCUUGGCUGGACCUGCUGCGCCGACUCUAUUCGUCCGAAGUUCUACAACUUUCUUGGGGAGGCGCUUUUGACAAGUGUGAUUGAUUGAUGCUCCAUGUGAACGAGACUUCUCCAGAUGGGAGGCCCCUCUUCCUUUCUGGAGGCGAUUUCCUCUCAGCUCAUAGUCAUAGAGAUUUACGAGCAAUGUUCAAAAUGGGGCAGGUAGGUCAGGUAAGGGUCGCGUGCUGUCACCUCGUCGCUGUUUUUGAAUGACUAUAUCUCGUUCGACUCACCCACACCUUGUUUCGACCAAGGGCGAGCUUUCUCCCUCUCCAAAGGGUUGUAUCGCUGGUCUCUGUUUGACCCUGCAGGUAGUCAGUCGCCGUUUCUGUCUCUUGCGGGUCUUCCCUCAGCUGCUCUUCUUUCGGGGUUCCAUCGCAACGUCCUCGUGAACUUUUUCGACACCUUUCUAUCAGGAUGCUUCAUAUCUGAUCGACCUUGACCCCCCCCCCC